Molecule: messenger RNA, 3691 nt
Organism: Dromaius novaehollandiae (emu)
Lineage: Eukaryota; Metazoa; Chordata; Aves; Casuariiformes; Dromaiidae
Gene: YWHAG
Product: tyrosine 3-monooxygenase/tryptophan 5-monooxygenase activation protein gamma
Exons: 2
Coding region: 183-926 (247 amino acids)
Biological process (GO): intracellular protein localization; signal transduction
Cellular component (GO): cytoplasm
Molecular function (GO): protein kinase C binding
Source: RefSeq, a predicted model, not a curated record
CGCGCGGGGCGGGGCGGGGCCGCAGGGGGGUUGUGGUGGCCCGCGGCGCGCGCACAGCAGCCGGGUGCAGCCGCUGCCGUCGCCGCCGCAGCAGCAGCAGCGCCAGGAGCCGCCGCCGCCCAACCGCCGCCGCCGCCCAACCGCCGCCCGCAGCCUCCGCGCCCUCCCCCGGCCCCGCGAAGAUGGUGGACCGCGAGCAGCUGGUGCAGAAGGCCCGGCUGGCCGAGCAAGCCGAGCGCUACGACGACAUGGCGGCCGCCAUGAAGAACGUGACGGAACUGAACGAGCCUCUGUCCAAUGAAGAGAGGAAUCUGUUGUCCGUAGCUUAUAAAAAUGUAGUAGGGGCACGGCGCUCUUCUUGGCGAGUAAUUAGCAGCAUUGAGCAGAAGACAUCUGCUGAUGGUAACGAGAAGAAGAUAGAAAUGGUACGGGCCUACCGUGAGAAAAUAGAGAAGGAGUUGGAAGCUGUAUGCCAGGAUGUGCUGAGCCUGCUAGACAACUACCUGAUCAAGAACUGCAGUGAGACGCAGUACGAGAGCAAAGUCUUCUACCUGAAGAUGAAAGGGGACUAUUACCGCUACCUGGCUGAAGUGGCCACUGGUGAGAAGAGGGCGACCGUGGUGGAGUCUUCAGAGAAAGCCUAUAGCGAAGCUCAUGAGAUCAGCAAGGAGCACAUGCAGCCGACCCAUCCCAUCAGGCUCGGCCUGGCACUUAACUACUCAGUUUUCUACUACGAGAUCCAGAACGCUCCGGAGCAGGCCUGCCACCUGGCCAAGACGGCGUUCGACGAUGCGAUUGCCGAGCUGGACACCCUCAACGAGGACUCCUACAAGGACUCAACGCUGAUCAUGCAGCUCCUUCGCGACAACCUAACGCUCUGGACAAGCGAUCAGCAAGACGACGACGGUGGAGAAGGCAACAAUUAGACCCCCAGAUGGACUGGCAGCCGCACGCUGAUGCUAACUACUGCAGUCUUUAUUUUUUUCCCACGAGUGGGGGGGUCAGGGGUGGGGGAGGGAAAGGGAGGGGACACCUUCCCAGGGAGGCCCCCCACAACCUGUCUUUGAUUGCCUCUUUGACAUUUUUGCCAAAACACCACUAGUGGAAGUCAGGCUGGCUGUGCUGGUAUGGAAUAGCAGCCUCACUGGCAUAUGGACUGUUCUGUAGAUUAUUAAUACAAGUGGAGCUGUCUUUAAUUUAAGUUUAUUGCUAGAAAUAAAAGGGUUUUAAGAUGAAAUAACUUGAAUGGAAUGGCCCUCGUUUUUGAGAAUAGCAACACAAAAAGGAAGUUCUGUGGUUCCAGUAAGGCUUAUGUGCGUUUGUUUCUUCAGUUCAAGUGCCGUGUGUUUGUUACCACGUAGCAGGGCGUCUCUCCGGAGCGCUCUGCCUGUCAGGGCAUGGCUUAAAAUCCCCAAAUUGAAAAGGAAUAUUUAAAAAAAUAAAUAAAUAAAAGAAUUUGGGGCUCGUAAAGCCCCAGGAUUUAGGCCACUUAACCUUUUUGUUAAGAUAUUUAUUAGGGUAGCUUACAGUAUUAACACUAAAACGCAGUUUACAGUAUUUCUACAUUACAGCCAUAUGACAUCAAGCCUUUGACUGUCUGUUUUCUUUUGCUAGUUCUUUUGGCUUGCCUUCCUAAUCAGUCCUCGCCUGUGGACUGGCUUAGCUGUUCUGUGUCGCCCAAGGCAAGAAGACUGCCCGCCCGAGGAACAUCAAAGCUGCUCUAGUUUUUUGGUCAACAGCUUAACAGGUGCUUGGCUAGCGGCUGUUUAAACUAUUUUAGUCCACAGCAAAAGGUUUAAGAACUUAAUUAGAAAAGGGGGAAGUGUUUAACUAAAAUGCCACUAAAUAAAGAGAAUUCAGGUCUGUAUGUCAUGUACUGUGUUUGGUAUUUCAAAGACCAUCCUGAUUUAAGGUGCCACAGCUGCUUCCUCAGGGAUUGCACUGCCAUUUCACUCUGCCUGACUUUCUCCCACUGUACCAUGAGGUUUGUCAGCAGAUCUCCGGCACCCAGGCUCCCUUGUUUGUCAUCAGGGAAGCUGGGUGUGUUUUCUUUCUCCUGAGGAAGCUUGUGGUGUAAUGAGUGAACUUCAGGAGCUGAGAAACUAAUUUGGUAGAGAAAUCCACAAGGGAAGAGCUACAAUCAUAGACAUUUCUAUCAAACAUCGGGAGCCCAGGAACUUAGUUCUCUUUUCCAAGUCUGUCCUAUUCGGCUGGGGGUGGGAGACGGGGCACCUGAAUUGCUUAGCAGGUAAUAUUUACCCCAUUUUGAGUAAAUUUUUUUACAUAACUGUUGGAAGUUCACUGCUGUUCUCUUUGGCUUGCGGAGUGCUGUACCACGUAGCUUUUUAACUAAAGCUACGCAGUAGGGAAAAUCGCACUCAUGCAUUUUUAAAACAGGCUUUCAUUGUCCCUUUUGAGAGUCAGUCUGUAAACAGAGCAUCGCGGUGUUGCACACGCAGUACAGUCCGUUCUGUUGUUCGCUUGCACGGGGAGUCUGGCACUGCUGGACUCGGCUCCGGCUGUGGCCCCUCCGUAGCAGUCAAACGAAGUUAUUUACCCCCCUCCCUUCCUAAGGGAGCAAGCAGAGAUGAGUGUGUAGCUGAUGCUCAUGACGAGAUUGCCCCGGCGAUACUAGCAAAGCUGACGACCUGGAUCCCUAAACGCGGAGAGGCGCAGAGCCUUGCUCGCGGCAGCCGGCGCGGGCGGGAGCCGCGGGUACUGCGUGCAACACCCUGUCGCAGGCAGGAGCGACUCGGGCGGCCGCUCGCCCGGCCCGUGAGCCCCUCGCGGCCCAGGUAGCUGACAGAAACCUGCAGUAAACGCCAUGGACUGGAAGAUUUAUUUAGGCUUCUUAACUUUAUUUGAUUUACCUUCAUGUCCAGUGAGCAGUGUUGUCCCAGCUGUAUAAUUUGGAAGUGAUUUACUGGAAUUACAAAACCUGUUUUUAUUUUCAGCUUUUGCUCUGGCUGCUUUAGAGAAAUUAUGCAGGAAAGAUCGCACAAGAGGGCUAAAAGUGGAGUGGGGUGGGGGACUUGAUUUUUAAGCAGCUUGAAUGGUUUCUUUCGUUUUUUAAGAAAUGCACUUGCCUAUGAUACUGUCUCUCCAGUGAAAUGAUUACUGCUCCAUUACUCUAUUGAUACAAUAUUGUGCAUGCUAGUGUCGUAUUUCUAUACAGUAGCUUGAAAUUUAUUAACUUAUACUGUAGAUGUUAUGUAUUCCUAUGACAAAAUAGUCUUCAAAAAUUUUUUAAAGUUUUUUAAUUUAUUUUUCUUUUGGGGGUAAAGUUUGCUCUACCAAAUAGUGAUCGUAACAAACUGAUCUGUUAUGGAUGUUGCUAUAGUGACAUGCAAUUAUAUAUGAUUUUGUUUUUAAAAAGGAAAAAAGCAAAAGAAAACACCAGUGUUAGCUUAAUCUUAAUGUCUGGUGUUCGUCAUGGUGAAAUUAUAACUAUUACAGUGUAGGAGAACAAUGACUGUGUUCUUUGAAUGAGCCUUUGUUUGUGCUUUUUGUCAUGUUAUGCAGUGAACUAUUUUUAAGGUCUAAUCAGUGAUUAUUUUUCCAACUCCGUGUUUCUGUAAGGAAUUAUUUCACACACGGACCAUUCUUAGCAGUUUUCCUCAGUGAUGGAAUAUCAUGAAUGUGAGUCAUUAUGUAGCCGUCGUACAUUGAGCAAAUAAACUUACAGAUCUGA